Messenger RNA from Aricia agestis (brown argus), 1324 nucleotides. It is a transcript of the gene CkIIbeta, whose product is annotated as casein kinase II subunit beta. The transcript has 3 exons. Lineage: Eukaryota; Metazoa; Arthropoda; Insecta; Lepidoptera; Lycaenidae. The record is from RefSeq and is a predicted model, not a curated record. Gene Ontology annotation, biological process: proteasome-mediated ubiquitin-dependent protein catabolic process; regulation of proteolysis. Bases 137 to 1165 code for a protein of 342 amino acids. Gene Ontology annotation, cellular component: protein kinase CK2 complex; nucleus; cytoplasm. Gene Ontology annotation, molecular function: ubiquitin protein ligase binding; protein kinase regulator activity.
UGGGUUUUUCUUUUGGAAUUUGGGGAGUUUACAAAGAAAUUGUAAAACUUAAUUUUGUAGAAAAAAGAUUUAUUAAAUCGAAAUUGCAUUGUAAAGUAAUGACCUAAGUGGACACAAUGUAAUUCAGUGAAUAGAAAUGGAUAUUUCGACUUCAUCAGACGAUAACUGCGAAGCUGUGGACAGUGUACCUAUAGAGUUCUACACUGAUUCAAUAUCUCCUCUUAACAAAUGCCAGACAAGCAAAGCAAGAAGGAUAUGCAUAUUUGAUUUGUGCAGCAAAUUAAAAAACAAUGAUAAAUAUGACAUUGGAGGAACAUACACUGAUGAUGAACCCGAUCUCUGGUUUUUUUUCACAACCACAAGGUGCCUGGGAAGUAAAAACCUUUUAAACCUUUUUGUGCAUCAUAGAAAAUCAGGCCACUUCGCCAUUGGCAUAUUGAAAAGUGUCAAGAUAGUUUCCUGCACUAUGGAAGAUGCAAACAAAUUUGGCCGGGGAAUGCUCCUAUGGAAGAGUUUUGUUUCACCGUGUCCUGAUAUGAGUCAUCACGUCACUACCUAUUGCUUGCCUGAGAUUAAAAACCAAGCGCUGUGCAUACCUAUUUCGAUAGAAACAAAUCCCAGUUCAGUAAUGAGUAAAAUGACAAAGAAGAGAACAGAACUGAACAAAAGCUUGUCUCUGGCAUUAAAUCAAAAUAAACCAGACUUUGUUUUAGAAUCUGCGAGUAGGACAAAGUACUCCACUCACAAACUGAUUUUAGCUGGACACAGUCCCGUUCUAAGGGAGCUUGUCAAGAAUACACACAACAAUACAGCAUUUAUAGAUAUAAGUGAUCAAGAUAUGAAACUACUUUUAGAAUUUUUAGGAACAGGAAAUAUAAAAGAUGUCGGGAAACUAAACCUACUGCAGGUGCUGGAGCUGGCAGUCAAGUUUAAGUUGGAUAGACUUUUGUACAUUCUACAAACAGAAAUGGAGAAACAAUUAAACAUAGAAAACGCCAUAGACUUUGCUGUACUGAGUGAAAAAUAUCAAAUGGAAAAAAUUCAGAAGACUAUUUUUGUGUUUAUUAGAAAAAAUCCUAGUGUCAUGGACACAGAAGGCUGGAAUAACUUAAAAGAUGUAAAUCUUACAAAAAAGUUGUUCAAAGAAGUCCACAGAGUCAAAUGACAUGUAAGAUUCGUGCUAUUGUAUGUUGCAAUAGAACAACAUCUAAUUAUAGGUUACACAAUUAGAAUUGAAUUAAAAAAUAAUGGUCAUUUAUAUGCAAAAAAUAUAGUUCAUUUGUCUGAAUCGCUGUUCUGUUUAUGUAUAAAUAAGAUUUCAUUU